Cyanistes caeruleus (blue tit) is the source of this 1757-nucleotide messenger RNA. RefSeq names its product methyltransferase 6, tRNA N3-cytidine (gene METTL6). Lineage: Eukaryota; Metazoa; Chordata; Aves; Passeriformes; Paridae. The record is from RefSeq and is a predicted model, not a curated record.
CAUCCACCUUCCCCUUCUUCCCGGAUCCUCACUUAUUUUACCUAAGUUAAGCGAUGGAACCAUACACUAAAGAAAAAAAAUCGUCCUUGGGUCUUUGGUGUUCAUGUUUGUGUGAAAGAAUCUAGAAUGUUCCAAGAAAAGGUGUCAGCCAAUUGCUUAAAUAUGGUAACAACAUCUACUGAAGAUGGUGCUUUCCAAAAAAAAGGCCAUAGUGCUCGAGUCCUUAGCCCAGAAGAAGCAGAAAAACUGGAAAAAGAUAAGGUUUUGGUGUCUGAGUUCAAACAACUAAAACUGGAGAAAGAGGCACAGAAGAACUGGGAUCUAUUUUACAAAAGAAACAGCACCAAUUUCUUCAAAGACAGACAUUGGACAACCAGAGAGUUUCAAGAGUUAAAGGCAUGUCGUGAGUUUGCAGAUCAAAAACUGACCAUUCUGGAAGCAGGCUGUGGGGUUGGGAACUGCUUGUUUCCACUCUUAGAAGAAGAUCUGAAUAUUUUUGCAUAUGCCUGUGAUUUCUCUCCUAGAGCUGUUGAGUAUGUGAAGAAAAAUGCCUUAUAUAGUACUGAAAGAUGUAAAGUGUUCCAGUGUGAUCUUACCAAAGAUGAUCUUCUAGACAAUAUACCAGCAGAUUCCGUGGAUGUUGUCACACUUAUAUUUGUGCUUUCUGCCAUUCAUCCUGACAAAAUGCAUCUUGUCCUGAGGAACAUUUACAAGGUGUUAAAACCAGGCAAGUGUGUCCUGUUCCGAGACUAUGGCCUGUACGAUCAUGCAAUGCUCAGGUUUAAAUCUGGCAGCAAACUUGGUGAAAACUUCUAUGUCAGACAAGAUGGGACAAGAUCGUAUUUUUUUACUGAAGAGUUCUUAUUUCAGCUUUUCAAGGCUGAGGGAUAUGAGCAAGUGGUCAAUGAAUAUGUGCAGCGAGAAACUGUGAAUAGGAAAGAAGACUUGCGUGUUCCAAGAGUUUUUCUUCAAAGCAAAUUUCAAAAGCCUUUCAGUGAGACAAGUUCUUGCUGAUUAGCAACAGCAUUGCUUGUUUGAAAUGGAAGCUAGCACAUCAGCUGUGUACUCAUCUUUCUGGUGAACCAAAAAUGACAGCACCCAGUAUCUCUUGUUGGUUUCCUUCUUAGGAUACAAAAUAUGAAUGCUAUUUUAAUUCAAUUUAAUAUUUAAUUCCAUUUUAAGACAGUUUAGUGAUGCAGGCAGCCUGUUGAGCAUCUGUAUUCCUGGUUCUAAAAUAAAACCUGUGCAACAUUGUUGGAGGAUGAGGUAAAGCAUAAAAGUAAACUUCCAUUUUUAUUAAAAACUAUUUUAAAAUAAGUCUCCUGUAUUUCCUGUCACUUGUGAUUUUUGAGGCUUGUUAAAUUUACGAUAUUUCACUUACUUGCAGUGCUUUUAGGACUUCUGAGUGUACUUCCUCAGAUACAGAAAUGAAACAGACUCAGUGAGCAGUGUAGUGUAAGCUGCCUUAAUAUUUUAAUAAUGGUAUCUUUUUAAUAUGCUCAGCAUUUAGAUGUGUAAACAAAUGUUUAUAUUCUAAGUAAGAUCCUAAUUUAUCUGAUUUCAUGCUUGAAAAAGCAUGUUUGUGGAUCAGGUUGUAUUUAUCCCUAAUUAAUUUAAGAUGUUCUUAAUUAAAUGUGCAGAAAUAUUUGGAAGUUUUGCAAGCCAGUUUCCUUUUUGAAACUGAAAUCAGCAAGUCAGGAGUAUUUUCUUUGAUAUGAAGUGUAGUCAUCUGCUUCUUUCCUGGGCAGAGGACUUAA